UCAAAGCUGUGAGUCACUUAAUUGUUUAAUAUAAGUAUUUAAACUGUUUGUUGUGAUAGCCAAUACAUAUUAUUAUAAUUUUGCCGAAAAUAAUGAUUCGGUUGUUGAAAAUUGUCUGGUAAACAUCGGUCGUGUAUUACUUACAGUUAAACAAACAAACAAACAAAAAACAAAAAAAUGCUGGUGUUAAACUUUACGCGUUCUUAGGAGUGCUGAAUGCAAUACGUUGUUCAGAAUGGCUCGAUGGACUAUAGAAUGGGAUUCCUCCCCUAAUAAAUGGAUCAAAAGACUGAUCUCAGUACUACACGAAUGGAUCAAUAGAAACCACGGAGACACAGAUUACUACCUCACUCAGUUUUUGUCCGGUCAGGAGCUUUUGCCGACUGCUUACACAGGUUCAAGAUAAAACAGAUUCCAAACUGCCCGUUUUGCCCAAAUGAAAGGGAUACACCAGAACACACGUUCUAUAAAUGGAAAAAAAAUUACAAACAAAGACAAAAUCUGGAACCACAAAUAAAUGCCCAACUUACCCUGGACAACACCAUUACACUAAUGAUCCAAAAAAAGCACCCCUGGAAAAUUAUACACAAAUUUAUUAAAGAAUUUCUACAAUGCAAACAACUUGCACUAAACUUGGACCAAGAUGACAGCAACCACCAACCCCCUUCUUCCCUCGACGACACGCCUCAACUACGCAAUUCGGAGGUCGACAAACACACUUAAAUAGACAAAUGGAGAUUGAGGACCUCCAGCACUCCAAAAAUUAGAUUUAAGAUAUUUUUAUGGGAAAAAAUUUACAGGGGGGAAACACACUAUAUAAAUGUAAGUAAUAAAUCAAUAUAGGCUCAUAUUAGAAUGUAAAAGAGGCCUUCGGGUUAAGUUCUCUCCAACUUAAUUCCACCAUGUAAUUAUCAAAAUAAAACAAUAGGUUGAAAAAUUUAAAAAAAAAGAAAAAAAAAGUUGUUCAGGCGUUAUGACUGAUGAGGUUGAUGAUAUAAAGUUUACACCCGGUCCUACAUAUGCUACGGUGUCUGCUGCGAUAAUCAAAGAGACAUUGACAAAAACGCAGAUUAUUCCUGAUGCGCUAGAAAAAGCUCCCGAGCAUAAUGCUAACAUCAUGUGGUACGAUUUGCCGAUGGGAUUUGGGAAGACUCUGGCCCCGUUGCAUGUCAAGUAUUUUCCAACGUGGUUUCAAUGGCCUCAUGAUCCCAACAAAUUAUACACAUUCGUAAUGACAGAUCUUGACUACCCCACAAAGAAAACUCCAAGCGGGCGCGAGUUUUUGAUAUGGAUAAUCGGUAAUAUUGGUGGAGAUGAGGCUAUGGCUGGAAAAGAAUGUGUCGAUUAUGUUGGUUGGCAAGAUUCUUUAAAGCAGGAUCGAGAUCUGCAUAGGUACAUAGUAACAGUUUUUGAACAACCCGAGAAAUUUCCUAUCAACUUUACCGCAACUAAUUAUUUACAAUCAGAGGGAGCGAUUCAAAACAGAACAAAAUUUUCAACCCGCAAAUUUGCUACUUCAUAUAAAUUAGGAGACCCCAUCGCUGUAGAUUUUGCGUUUGUGAAUGUCUCGGGGCCUACUGAGUAAACUUAUUAUGCCUAAUUUAGAGUAAGAAAUUGAUAUUCAGAUAUACUUAAUAAGAUAUUUUCAUUCUA
Molecule: messenger RNA, 1653 nt
Organism: Bemisia tabaci
Lineage: Eukaryota; Metazoa; Arthropoda; Insecta; Hemiptera; Aleyrodidae
Source: RefSeq, a predicted model, not a curated record